CACCGGCGGUUGUCUGCGCCCCCCCCGCCCCCGGGCGCCCUCCGGCUCGGUUUCCCCUGCUGCCCCGCGGUUUGCCCGUUGCAGCCUCCGCCUUCGGGCCGGACUGGUGCUUUUAAUGUUACCGCAGCUGAAAUUGCUCUGAGGAGUUUGUGUGCAGUGUAUGCGGCGUUACUGGGCUGUCUGCGCUGAGAGUUCACUUUAUGAAGAAUGGAUUUCACAGAGGCCUAUUCUGAUAGAUGUUCCACUGUGGGACUUGCAGCUAGAGAAGGAAAUGUGAAAAUGCUAAGGAAACUAAUUAAACAGGGAUACAGUAUUGAUGUUCCAGAUAACAGGGGAUGGAUGCCAAUCCAUGAAGCAGCAGCUUGCAAUUCAAGUGAAUGUCUGAAGUUACUUAUUCAUGCAGCUCCAUCUGAUAACUACGUAAAAUCAGAGACGUUUGAAGGGAUGUGUGCACUGCAUCUUUCUGCAAGCCAUGGGUGCGUGGAAAGUGUCAGCAUUCUUUUGGAAGCUGGAGCUGAUCCUAAUGAAGUUACUACUGAAGCAACCACCCCACUGUUUCUAGCUGUUGAAAAUGGACAUUCAGGCAUUGUAAAGCUGCUGCUCCAAUAUGGAGCAAAUAUUAAUGGACAUCAUUUUUGGUCUGGAUGGAAUUCUUUGCACCAAGCUUCUUUUCAGGGAUACACUGAGAUAAUAAAAAUACUCCUGGAGAAAGGAGCAAACAAGGAAUGUGAGGAUGACUUUGGAAUUACACCUUUGUUUGUUGCUGCUCAGUACGGAAAGCUGGAGAGUUUAAGAAUGCUUGCGUCCUAUGGUGCAAACAUCAACUGUCAAGCCAAGGACAAAGCCACUCCCCUGUUGAUUGCUGCGCAGGAGGGCCAUGCCAAAUGCGUGGAGCUGUUGUUAUCCGAAGGGGCCGAUCCAAAUCUCUACUGUAAUGAGGAAGAAUGGCAGUUGCCUAUUCACGCAGCAGCUGAGAUGGGCCAUAAGAACAUACUGGAGUUGCUCAUACCACUUACUGAUCGGCUCUGUGACAGAGGAAAAGACAAAGUGAGCCCCGUGUACUCGGCGAUUUAUGGCGGUAACAAGGAGUGCUUGGAAGUGUUACUUCAGCAAGGCUACAGCGCAGAUGCUCAAAAGUGCCUCCCCUUUGGCUGCAGAUCACCCAUGUGCAUGGUUUUCCAAAAAGAGUUUUUUGAUUUAAUCGAUAUUCUCCUGAAAUAUGGGAUCACCCUCCUUGGGAUUAAUUUAGGAUAUUGCUUGUACCAUGGGAAGUUUACUUUGUUCCGACGCUUCUUGAAGUUGGGCUGUUGGUUGCCUUCUGCGGACCAGUUGUCGGAGUUUGUGAGUUAUGCAAUUAAAGCACACGAGCAGUACAAGGAAUGGCUGCCUUAUCUACUGCUGGCUGGUUUUAAUCCAUUGAAUUUACUCUGCAAGUUGUGGAUUUAUUCCGUCAGUGAGGAUGCCCUAAAUUUUGUUCUGGAGUUCACGAACUGGAAGAGACUUCCUCCAGCUGUAGAAGGAAACCUUUCAGACUACAAGGAGAGCUCCGCUUGGAUUCCAAAAAGUCAUUUUGCCGUCAUUCCUUCCUUGUCUCAUCUCUGUCGUCUUGAGAUCCGGUCCAUUUUAAAGAGUGAGCAUCUACGGUCUGAACAGUUUAUCCGUGAAUUGCCAUUACCAGCUUGUCUCCAGGACUACCUUCUCUACGUAGAUGUGUUGAGAGUGAAUGCUGUUUCGGCAGUGGUGGAGUCUCUGGAUGGGAGUGAUGAGGGAAUUCCUCCUGCCAGUCAUUCCAGUUCUGAAGAUGCAGAGAAGAGGGAAGCAUGUAAUGCUGGUGCCAGAUGAUGAUACUGCCUGUGCCUGAACUCUGUUGCUGUAGAUUUCAUAAUGGUAAUUAGCCGUCAACCAGAGAAGAGCCACUGUAAAUAGAGAUUUGCAGCAACAGGCCUUUUCAUGCUGUAGUUUUCUAUCAGAUCUAGAAGUUUGUUGCAAGCUGUAUGAUGUGCAUGUUUCGAAAGUCUGUUGUAGACUUUCCAAGUCUGAAAAAGUUUUCUGUUUCUGGAGGGAAAUUUUUAACUCUUAUGGAGUAAAAUUAGCUUGUUCAAUGAACGGAGCUUAUAAAAGGUUGAAAUGUAUUUGGUCAGACACUGUUAAUACUAACAUUUUAUUCCAAGUAGUGCAUAUACCAGAUGAAAUAUCUGAAAGUCAAGGACACCUUAUAGUAGUACUGUUAGGAAUUUAGAUGUUGAGGAGUGAUCUAGGUGAAGCAGAGGUAGGAACUUAAUAUGAAAAAAGGAAGUGUUUGCAGAAGUAACUUUUUUUUUUCCCCCGGUCCUCUGUAUUCAGACCUUGAAGACGUGCAUUCUUUUGUCAUCACUUUCAGUCAUCUUUCGAUGCUUCUUCCUAUGCUGCUUUCAUUGAAACUAUUUCAGGAUAUUCAUUUGAAUAUAAAAAUGAAUAUAGGACUUUAUUGAAGGCACCAUUUAUUGUUCAUCCUCCUAAUGUGAACUCUUGCCACUUAAAAAGAGAUAUGGAUCAGGUUUAUACACAUUUGCCAUAGUAGAAUAUACGAUGUUCGUAUCAGUGUCUGAAUUAACAAAUACUCCAGUGCUAUUUUGCAGUGACUGUACAGAAGAACUUAAGUGCUACAAAAAUAAAAUGCUUUUGAAAGAC
Molecule: messenger RNA, 2670 nt
Organism: Dromaius novaehollandiae (emu)
Lineage: Eukaryota; Metazoa; Chordata; Aves; Casuariiformes; Dromaiidae
Gene: ASB3
Product: ankyrin repeat and SOCS box containing 3
Exons: 10
Coding region: 208-1842 (544 amino acids)
Biological process (GO): intracellular signal transduction; protein ubiquitination; ubiquitin-dependent protein catabolic process
Cellular component (GO): ubiquitin ligase complex
Molecular function (GO): protein binding
Source: RefSeq, a predicted model, not a curated record